AUGGCGAACCCACGACAACGUUCCAAGUCGAAAUCGCAUAAGUCGAAUCAGCCCUCUCUGAACCAGAAGAGGAGGUUGCAUCAGAAAUUGAGGAGGAAGCCGGAUAUGAAUGGGCCGGGGGUAUUGCAGGAGAGCUGGGACAAGAAGAAGACUGUAUUCCAAAACUACGCCGCCCUAGGUCUCUUACCCAACAUCCCCCUCCCCCCUCGUUCAUCCUCCCGAUCCUAUAAAGCCUCCCUCCCCUUCCUCCCGCCCCAUCUUCGACCCACUACCGGCGCUGGCGCUGGCUCAGCAUUCGCAGAUGAGCCGGAGACUUCAGCGUCGGCAGCGCCACCAAAGUCAAGAGCGGGGUACGGACGGAUCGUGAGGGAUGAAGAAGGGAAUGUGAUUGAUAUCAUCAUUGAUCAGGAGCCUGAGCAUGAGGUGCAGCCGGAAGGAGAGACGGGGAUGGAGGUGGAGGAUGAAGAGGAGGGAGGGGAGAGAAGAGUUGAGGGUAAGACAGAUGUGGUGAGAUCACUCGAAGCCCUCGCCGCCACCUCCGCCCCCGUGAUCCGCCAUCCCUCCACAUCCGAACAUGUCUGGCUGGGCCAGCUCGUGCAGAAAUACGGAGACGACUCUGACGCGAUGGCGAGGGAUUUGAAGUUGAACGUGUGGCAGAAGACGGCAGGGGAGAUUAGGCGGAUGAUCAAGAAGGCUGGUGGCGCGGAGCGGUUGAGGGCUUAG
Dioszegia hungarica is the source of this 723-nucleotide messenger RNA. Its product is annotated as ribosomal large subunit biogenesis-related protein. Gene Ontology annotation, cellular component: nucleolus. The transcript is spliced from 3 exons. The coding region runs from base 1 to 723 and encodes 240 amino acids. The record is from RefSeq and is a predicted model, not a curated record. Gene Ontology annotation, biological process: ribosomal large subunit biogenesis. NCBI's taxonomy places the organism in Eukaryota, Fungi, Basidiomycota, Tremellomycetes, Tremellales, Bulleribasidiaceae.